UUUUUGUGAGUUGUUUUAACGGAAGAGAUUUUUUGCUGAGUCAGCCAAUAUUAAACGAAGUUCGCUGUGGUUGCUCCACGUGAGCAAACAGGCUGUGUAAUGAACACACGUAAGUUUUAGAAGAACUUGUUGAAUCACUUGCACAAACACACACUCUGUCGUUUAUUUAUUAAUAAAAAAACUUGAAAAAUAACUGCAAUAAGAUGGAGAGCAGUAAGUCCAAUAAAAAAAUUAAAACUCAUACUUGAUCUUAGAUAAUUUCAAGUAUAACCAAAAAUAUGAAUUUUCUACUAGUUUUCAUCUUCGUUGCCACUAUCGUCUGUGUUCACACACACGAAGAUCAUAAUCACGUUAUAUCAGAAAGUGAACACUAUAAAAAAGGAAGCGAACAUAAUACUGACUAUGACCAUGACGCUUUUCUGGGAAAGGGACAUGGUCAUGAUUUUGACAGUUUGGAACCUGAAGAAGCGAAAAGAAGACUUGUUUUACUGAUAAAAAAGGUUGAUAAAAAUAGCGAUGCAUUUGUUGAAUAUGACGAGCUUCAGAAAUGGAUUAACUUACAACGCACUGCUUACAUGUGGGACACGAUUGACAUGAUCAUUCGAAGAGAUGACGACGAUAGAAAUGGCGACAUAUCUUGGCCCGAAUACAAACGUGCUCACUAUGGACAGUGGGAUGAUGAAGCUUCUAUUGACCCGAAACUUAAAGUGAAGAUCGAGAAAGCAAAGCAUAAAUUUGAAAUCUCUGACGUCAAUAACGACGGCGAGUUAAGUCGUGACGAAUAUGUGUAUUUCCGUCAUCCAGAAGAGAGCAGUAACAAGUUGUUACAGGAGAUAGCUGUGGAUGAAGUGAUUGAUGAGAUGGAUCAAGAUGGUGACAAAAAUAUUGACUUGGAUGAGUUUCUUGGUCAAUAUGUUGACGACGACAAAGAUGAGCCACCAUCUUGGAUUAUUGACGAUAGAAAACAUUUUGCGGACCAGCUCGACCACGACAAAAGUGGUGUAUUAGAACGAGCAGAAAUGAGGGCAUGGGUUCUCCCUAAUAAGAAUGAUACGAUUGUGGAAGCAAACCACCUAAUAAAAGAUGCAGACGAUAAUGGAGAUGGUAAACUUAGCAUUAAAGAGAUUUUAGACCACUAUCAUUUGUUUGUUGGGAGUACAGCUACAGAUCAUGGAAGAGCUCUUCGAGAAGAUCUGUAGUUAAAAGUGA
Hydractinia symbiolongicarpus is the source of this 1209-nucleotide messenger RNA. RefSeq names its product calumenin-A-like. The coding region runs from base 279 to 1199 and encodes 306 amino acids. Gene Ontology annotation, molecular function: calcium ion binding. Gene Ontology annotation, cellular component: endoplasmic reticulum. The record is from RefSeq and is a predicted model, not a curated record. NCBI's taxonomy places the organism in Eukaryota, Metazoa, Cnidaria, Hydrozoa, Anthoathecata, Hydractiniidae. The transcript has 4 exons.